This is a messenger RNA of Ectocarpus sp. CCAP 1310/34, 1011 nucleotides long. The record is from the annotation of a GenBank genome assembly. Lineage: Eukaryota; Phaeophyceae; Ectocarpales; Ectocarpaceae.
CAACGGCGCAAGAGGAAGCUCAGAGUGUCGACAGCCUCGAUUCGAGUCAACGCGAGAAAGCUCGUGGUGGAAAUGUAUCCGGACGACCCGCGUGCAAAGAACUUUUCAGCGUCGGACCGGUGGUGCAGGAAGUUCGCGAAGCGCCACCAUCUCUCGAAACGAAGGCGCACAAACAUGAAGAACAAGUCGGUGGAGGACCGUCUUCCGCAGAUGAAGAGCUUCCACAGGAGGCUGCGCCAGCUGCUGCAGGAACCACCCGUUCGCCGGGCCGCUGCUGGGGGCGCCGCCGAGAACAACGGCGCUGCGAUCCCGUUCCCUGGUCUUGAGAAGCGACAGUGCACCGUCAACUGUUAUUACAUCGGAGCUGGCGACAAGUUGAUGCGGACCGCGUUCAUUUUCCGCGGCAAAGGCAAAGUCUCGGGGGUGGACAAGGCGGCGUAUGACCCCGGCGUGGACGUGCUCUUCCAGGAGAACGCGUGGAUGCACGGCCCAACGUGCAUGGCGUGGGCAAAAAACAGCUUCCUAAACAGCAUCAAGGGGGAGGAAGGUGUCGUCCCAGAGGAGCAGUCCAUCCUUUUCGCGGACAACCUGCACGCGCAGACAACGGACGAGUUCAAGAAAUUCCUUCGCGGCGAGUGCAACACGCUGCUGCGGCUACUUCCCCCCAAGCUGACCGACGAACUCCAACAGGUCGAUGCCGGCUAUGGACGCCUCCUCAAAGUCGAAGUCGGUAACGAGCUGGAUGAAUUUCUUGGGCACGAGGAAAACCUUUGCUUGUGGGAGGCCAACAAGCUUUCAGCUGGUGCAAGGCGAAUCCUUUUCAUGCGAUUCGUUGCAAGGGCGGUCGCGCGCAUGGACGCUCGGCCUGGGUACCGCCAUCGCUUGUUCGAGAAGACCGUACUGGCGAUGACGGCAGACGGGUCGUUGGACGACCGCAUCACUCCGGACGGUGUAGUUGGGGCGUACAACUUCAUGGACGGGGGCACGAGCAGUGGGCGGGUUCCGAGCUAA